Messenger RNA from Drosophila bipectinata, 3194 nucleotides. RefSeq names its product teyrha-meyrha (gene tey). Gene Ontology annotation, molecular function: ubiquitin protein ligase activity. Gene Ontology annotation, biological process: protein ubiquitination. Lineage: Eukaryota; Metazoa; Arthropoda; Insecta; Diptera; Drosophilidae. The record is from RefSeq and is a predicted model, not a curated record.
GCGCGUACGUGCGGGUGCUUUACGUCAGGCGUAUGAGCGUAUGAGUGAUAUACAUAGUGGGCGAGCGGAAAAGAGUACGAGCGAGCCAGCUGAUCCGAGCUACCGAUUCACCGACGCGUUUUUCCCAAUAAAUCCCAACAAUUAAUUCAUGAUAUUGAGAAUUGUGACAAAUCAGUGCCAAUAUUGAAACACAAGCGAAAGUGAGGUUAUGUGUGCCCCCUAGUGCCAAAUUAGAUUAAGCCAAAACCAAAACAAAGAAAAGCAGAUGGAAAGCAACGCAUUUGGCAGCAGCCAUUUGCCAUCUCAAGCGCUUGUUGUUCUCUCGGAAGCGGCUUCCGGUUUGCAUGAGGCUCUACGUGGACAACGACCGUUUCCAGCGAGAUUACCUGACGCCAAAGAUCUUCACAACAUGUCACUAGUCGGCAACUACUUCAACCAGCACCUGCUGAUCAACCACGGGAUGCUGGUGGCGAACGGAGCAGCUGCGGCGGCGGCGGCUGCGGGAGCGGGUCCGGCCAGCUACUUUGCCAGCGACCGGUCGCCGCUGGGGAAGCCGUCGGUGCUGUCGAACUUCUCACUGCCGUCGGCCUUCUCGCCGCCCAAGUACAUCGGCAUAUCCUUGGACCAGAAUCUGUUCAACGGCAGCGAAUCAUUUCGCACGGAUUCGGCCAGUCCCACAUGCACAUCCCAUGAAUCCAUGGAGGGAUCACAGGAUUACGAUGCCGUUGAAAAGGGUGAAAGUCCGCGCAGCAAUAAUUCUCAGGAUCCCAGGGAUUUGAGACAUCUGCACAGCGCGGGGAAGAGCCACCAGGCACUGGCCACCUCCUCGUCGGCAUCCAGCUCCUCGUCCUCCUCCUGCUCGACCAGCAAUCCGGCCAUCAGCACGGCGGCCAGUAGCGUGGCCGUUUCGAUGGCCAGCCACCUGGCCGCCGCCUCCCCGCACUCCCACGCGCACUCGCACCACCCUCACAAUCCCCACUCGCACCCGCAUCCCCUGGCCCAUCCGCAUGCCCAUCCGCACCACGGCCACCAUGUGGGAGCACCGCCCCCUGUCUCCACGGCGGUGACGACCCACCAUCACAUGGCCCACCCGCAUCCGUUGUCGCACCACCACGCCGCCCAUCACGCGGCCUUGGCCAGCCUGAGCAUGGCGGGGCUGCGGGCAGUGCCCGGGGGCCUGAGCCUGGUCAGUGGACUGCAGGCCGCCGCCGCCGGUGGAGCCAUCCCGGAUCUGUGUCCGGUCUGCGGGCUGAAGCUGAGCGCCGAGGAGUGGCACACGCACUUCCUCACCGAGCUGGACAGGCUCUACAAGCUGAGUGCGGGCUUCGAGCGGGCCAAUCUUCAGGCCACCUACAUGUUUGCCCCACCGUGUCCGGCCCAGGAGAACGCCAUCCGCACGAGUCACAACCGCUGGGAGACUUUCCAGAGAAUAAGAAACAAUCGCCAGAACCGCCUGAGACUCAAAGUUCGAAAGCGCAAGUACGGGGAGAUGUACAUGAUGGAGAGUCUAUACUGCAGUAGUUGUCCGAUUUGUAAGAGGAAGUAUGCACUGGAAACGGGGAAGAUGCCACCAGAGGACGAUGCCAAAUCCCAGGAAGAGAUCGAAACAGUGGAUGUCGAGAGCUGCAACGAUGAUGUACCCGAUUCGGGUUCGGAACUAACCGGUGCAGGGUCUGUAGGCUCAGGCUCUAUCCUUCCGCCCUCCAGCAUGCACAACAGCAAUGCCCAGCCAGGAAAGCUGGACGGGAUUCUAUACCGAACGGCCUGUGUGAUCAACCAGAAGGAUGCCCAUGCCGACGAGCAGGAUGUGAGCACCAAUGUAACAACGGCCAGCAGUAGCAGUUGGCCGGGCGAGGCUAAUGCCCCACCUCAGGCACAUAUCAGUGUGAAAACCGUCAGCGAGCUGUCAUCUACCACACAUCACUAUUACAACGCCGAUUCCUGCGGCGGGGGCGUUAACGACAACAACAGUAGCAGUAGCACCAAUAACAGCAACAACAACAACACCACCGGUGGUGGCAGUGGCAACAACAACAAGGAGCUAAUGAUGGACACGGCAUCGUGUCAGAAUGACAGCGAUGAGGACGUGAUUGUUGACGACGACGACACCGUCAAGGUGUCGAGCAAAAUCAAUUACAGCAAAGUUCAGCGAAGGCAGGAGGAGCAGAAUGUGGGCAGUAGCAGAUCCCUGGAAAACAUUUCACCUGUGGAGGAGCGACCCAGAUCUGAGCCGCAGGUGAGCAGUACGGAACCUGGACCCAUGGAUGUAUCCCACAAUAAUAACAACAACAACAAUAGUAGCAAUAACAACAACAAUCCGUCAUCCAAAUAUGCGGAGAGCAUGGAGAAUAGCCUGUCGCAGUUGUCGUCAAUGGGCGUGCCAGGAUUAACGCAAUUGGACACAAAGGUGGGGAUUAGUUCGGAUUUAAAACCGGACGAUGAAAACAAGUGUUUCAUUUGUAAGACAGGCAUAAAGGAUCUCAAUACGGAUGCCUUCCUGCGCGGUCGUAACUUUUACUUCCACCAGAGCUGUGCCAAUGUCAUGAGCAGCUAUCGCCUGAACAAGGAGCUACUUAGCCAGGCCCAGAGCCAGCAGAGGGCGGUGGCCGGAAGUGGCGAGGCGGUAACUGCCACGGCCACGCCCCGCAGCCUGUCGCCCGCCCAGUCGCCACAACAAAGUGUGCCCCAAGCCAUGGAGUGAACAUGAAUGAUUGCAAUCAAAGCGUGAAUUUAUUAAAAUUAAUUAAUAAAAUAUUGUAUUUGAGGUAGCUAAUGAAUCGCGAUGAUAAUGAUGAUGUUUAAUUGAGCGAAUCAGCCCCAAAGUAGGCAACACUCUUUCGGUUCAGCUCCCGCCCACCAAAGUUCCCCUCCACCUCCCUCUCCCUAUUUUCCGACACUGUAAAAAUCGGACAAAACUAAAAACAAGUAUAUUUAUUCAAUAUUUCUCAUUUAAAAUGGAAUCGGUUUUAAUUAUACAAUAAUUUAGUGCAAUUUUUGGUUGCCUUCUCGAAAAUGUCAUAUACAUUUAUGUGUACUUAAUAAUUAAUAAUAUCAGUAUGUUUGUAAUUGUAAUUUCCCCGAACGUGCUAUAAUUGUUAAAUGUUUAAUUGAUCGCGAAACAAACAAUAUACGAUUAAUGACAAAGGAAUUAUCAAAUCUAAGCCAGAAAUUAGUUGUAAAUUCUUAAGUCCCGU